AUGGUGGCCAUUACAGACGCUCAUGAUGACUUGAUUCACGACGCUGUUCUCGACUAUUACGGCAAGAGAUUGGCUACUGCCUCUUCUGACAAGACGAUCAAGAUCUUUGACAUUGAGGGAACGGAAAGCCAUAAGCUCGUGGAAACCUUGGUGGGCCACGACGGUCCUAUUUGGCAAGUUGCCUGGGCACAUCCUAAAUUUGGCUCGAUUUUGGCUUCUUGCUCUUACGAUGGUAAGGCUAUAAUCUGGAAGGAGCAGCCUGAAACACAGCAAUGGUCUAUUAUCGCCGAACACUCAGUUCACCUGGCCUCAGUUAACUCGGUAUCAUGGGCCCCUCACGAAUUGGGAGCUGUUUUAUUGUGUACUUCUUCUGAUGGUAAGGUUUCCGUUGUGGAUUUCAAUGACGACGGUACCACCUCACAUGUCGUAUUCGACGCUCACGCAAUUGGCGUCAACCUGGCUUCUUGGGCUCCAUUGGGAGCCAGUGGAUCCAAGGACGCUUCCAACCAACAACGCAGAUUUGUCACUUGUGGCUCUGAUAACUUAGCCAAGAUCUGGAAGUUCGAUAAUGCUCUAGGAUCUUACGUCGAAGAGGCCAAAUUGGCUGGCCACACUGACUGGGUUAGAGACGUCGCCUGGUCUCCUUCUAUAUUGGUCCGUUCAUACAUAGCUACUGCUUCUCAGGACCGCACAGUCCUUAUUUGGUCGCAGGACAACCAGGGCGUUUGGCAAAAACAGCCGUUGACUCCAGAACCUUUCCCAGACGUUUGCUGGAGAGCGUCUUGGUCUUUGCUGGGGAACAUUUUAGCAGUUUCAGGUGGCGACAACAAGGUCACGCUAUGGAAGGAGAACUUGAAGGGCCAAUGGAUGUCCGCUGGGGAAGUAGAGCAGUAG
This is a messenger RNA of Candidozyma haemuli, 894 nucleotides long. RefSeq names its product GTPase-activating protein (gene SEC13). The record is from RefSeq and is a predicted model, not a curated record. The transcript has a single exon. Gene Ontology annotation, biological process: protein import into nucleus; COPII-coated vesicle budding; positive regulation of TOR signaling. Gene Ontology annotation, cellular component: COPII vesicle coat; nuclear pore outer ring. Lineage: Eukaryota; Fungi; Ascomycota; Pichiomycetes; Serinales; Metschnikowiaceae. Gene Ontology annotation, molecular function: structural molecule activity; protein binding. The coding region runs from base 1 to 894 and encodes 297 amino acids.